This is a messenger RNA of Hydra vulgaris (swiftwater hydra), 3239 nucleotides long. RefSeq names its product melanin-concentrating hormone receptor 1. NCBI's taxonomy places the organism in Eukaryota, Metazoa, Cnidaria, Hydrozoa, Anthoathecata, Hydridae. Gene Ontology annotation, cellular component: plasma membrane. The record is from RefSeq and is a predicted model, not a curated record. Gene Ontology annotation, molecular function: G protein-coupled receptor activity. Gene Ontology annotation, biological process: G protein-coupled receptor signaling pathway.
CAUUUUUCAAUCUAAAAAACUUUUUUAAUAUAGACUUAAAAAUAGCAAACAAAUAUGGGUAACUGUACUGGUCGGAAAAAAUAUUAACUGCAUUCUUCAUUCCCAAACAGUAAUACUGAUUUAGAGAAUAAUGAAUUUGCGCAGCAGAAAAUAAACUAGAUAACGAUUAAUGUCAUAAUUUAUGUAUAAUUCGGAGUUUUAACUUUCCCAAAAAAUUAUGGCAAGAUGGAAGUGUAUAUUAUCAUUUUAAUAAUGAAAAGUUGUCAGACCGUGGAUUUUUUUAAUGCAGAUGGAGAUUGUUAUAUAACCUAGCAUGUUGACAUUCCAACUUUUUAAAUACUAGAUGAUAUUUUCACAGGAACUUUUGAUAUAAUUUUUAAAUCAAAUCAAAAGUUAAUUAAACUAAACAAUAUAAAUGAGUCUGCAGCCUGGAAGUUGAUUUGAUGCUUGUAGACUGUGGAAUAUUUUAUCUAAUACUGACUUGGAUUUUUGUAUAUAUAAUUAUUGAAAAUUACAAAGGAGUGAAAUCUUUCUUUGACAACGUGAACUGGUCUGAAAAAGACAUUUGAUAUGGCCUUGAAAUAACAUAAAUAUGACUCAAAUAUGAUCUUGAAAAAACCAAGUUUCCAGAGAAAAUGUAUGCCCGAUGCCUCAAUAUUAAUUCAUCAACAAUCUGCCAAAACCGGUUAACGAUUCUUUUAAUAUUACUAAUACCUUAAAUAUUCAAUUUCAAUAGGUAAAUGUCAACUAGUAUUUUACUUAAAGAAUUUUAGUCUGGUGAUUUCUUUUGUUUUGAGGAGCUUUUUCUUUUUUUUAAGAAAGCAGUCGGUACUUUAUAAGAAUUUGCGUCUCAAUUCAUCUAUAUUUUGUUCCCAAAAUUGCCUCUGCUCAAGAAAACUUGGGUAUUAAUGCUGAUCAUCACUUGCAUUUCCAACUUUACCAGUUUAUGAUUAAUUUUUGACUUCCACCUAAAUGCCAAUUUUAUGAAAAGAAACAAAUAUCACCUAUCUUAAAAAAAGAUUCUCAACUUAUGCAAGAAAUUUUUAGACUUAUCUCACUAACGUCUAUUUCCUGUAAACUUCUUGAAUCAAUUAUUCAAAUAGAGAUUGUGGGCAAUUUAAUCAGAAAUAAUCUGAUUAUUGCGCAACAACAUGGAUUUUUACUUAGAAAAUUAUGCAAAAUAACUUUGUUAAAGACUAUCAACCAUAAACUCGCAUGGAGAACAAUAUUAUAACUGAUAUUAUUUAUCUCGACUUUGCCAAAGCAUUUGAUACAGUUCCUUUAAAAAGACUUUUGAUUAAAUUAAUAAAUUAUAGUAUUAACAAUUUUAUUCUCUCAUAAAUCAUUCUCUUAAAUUGGAAAAAAAGAAUAGUAAUUAGUCAAAUAGAGUCAGAUUGGAUACGUUUUUAAUAGUAUUCACAAAGUUUUGCAUUAGGUCAACUUCAUUUUGUCAUCUAUCAAAAGGUUUAACUACCAGAUCUAAAUUAAAUGCAAUGAUACUAAAAUUAUUAAUAAUUUUACAUCAUGAAUUUGCCAGCUCUUCAAGAAAAUAUUAUAUAAGCAUUUUAAUGGUCAAAAUAUAUCUUUUUAAGAAUAACGAUAAAAAGUGUCAAGUUAUGAAUUUUGAGAAAAAAAUAUUUCAAAGCACGAUUACUUCAUACCCAAUUCAAAUAAUGACAAAUACAUAACUUUAGAAAAGUCUAUGCAUAAAAAGGAUUUAGAUCUUUAUAAUUUAAAAAAGAUAUCUUAGAAUUAGCCAAGAAACUGAUCUAGAGAAAAUCAUUUUCUCGACUAAGUUUAAGUGAAAACAACAUGCGAUCAGCAAUGCGCCUUUACCAUCUAAAGCAAACCUUUAGUUAUAUUAAUAAACAGACGUUCAUGGUUUUUGAUAUUACAAAUAUCCGUCCUCAUCUUGAAUACGGUAUUGCUGUAUUAUCGUCCUCAUCUUGAAUAUGGUAUUGCUGUAUUACCGUCUUCAUUUUGAAUACGGUAUUGCUGUAUGGUCUACUUACCUUAAAGAAGAUAUGUAUUAAAACAAAUGCAGAGAAACGUAAAAAGAAAACAAUAAACGUAAACUCUUAGUAACUGCUAUGAAUAACACAACAAUUAAUAUCAUUCUUUCAAAGAUAAUUGAAGCUCGGAAAAAAACAAAACAAACUACACAAUCUGAAUGGUUUUUAGUGUUUUCUUUUGGACUUGUAUUUUUUUUUGGAGUUGUAGGAAAUGCCUUUGUCGUAUACGUGUUUGGUUUUAAAAGAAAGUACAAAUUAAAAUUUGAUUGGUUGAUUUUAUGUUUAGGAAUAGUUGAUUUUUUUUCAUCACUUCUAAAUCCCCCAUUGUUUAUUUACUUAACAUUUAAUAAAUACCAGUAUUGGCACUUUGGUGAACUUGGGUGUAAAAUUAUUCCAGCGUUAGGUCCAAUUAUGUCAUCUAUUUCAUCAGGUAUAUUGUUAAUUAUUGCCAUUGAUCGAUACUUGGCAAUUGUGUCUAACUUAAAGGGAUCUUCCAUUCAAUGCGGAACCAUUAAAGUAGCCCUAAUUAUAGAUAUACUUUUAUCAAUUUGUGUGUAUCUUCAUUAUAUAAUAGGAUUAAAGUUUGAACGAAACAAAAACAAUGAUGGUUUUAAUUGCAAAGUACCGGAUGUAAGAUAUUACAAUUUUUCGAUACCAAAUUGCAUUCUCAUUAUAUUUCGUUUUGUAGUUUUUAUUGUUGUGUUUACUUUUACCAACGUAGAAAUAUACUUAAAACUAAGAAGAUGCCGAGAACAAUCGUUUUGCAAGAGCUUAAGACUUCGACAUCGCAGAAAUUCUAAAUCUGCUGUUUAUGUGUUGACAACGAUGGGUGUAGUGUUUAUUUUGCUUGUAUUCCCAAAAGAGAUUUUUCACUUGGUAUACAGUUUGUCAUGGAUGAGAAGCGGUAAAGGCAUCAAGCACACACCUUUUAUAGUAGAAAUUAAUGCCUGGCUAAAAGUGCUUCACACAGCCAAUAGUUGCGCAAACGUUUUUAUUUAUUCGCAGAUGCAUAAAGUUUACCGCAAACAGAUGAUUAAACUUUUAAAAAAAAAUAUUUCAAAAACAGGUUUUCUGAAACUAGAAAAAAACUUGAGAAAGUUAAGUACGCAUCUCCAAAAUAAAACAUUUUUCCAAAGUUUAAACUCUAUCACAAUAAAAGAGGAAAGAAGGAGAAAAUACUUUUUAAAUAAAAUAAAUAAAUAAAAAGUGUAUUUAAUAAGUUUGUAA